AUGCCUGAAUUUACCCCCCUGAACAAUGUGGAGACCGAACCUCUCGACGUCAAGAUGGAAGACGCGAGCGAGGGCGAGGUUUCUGAGGACAAGACGUCCACUCCCGGCUCUGAGAUGUCCGAGGAAGCGCCUGAGCCCACGGACGCCGACGACGUGAAGGCUGAAGAUGACGAAGACGAGGCGCCUAAAACCCAUGUCGCCAACACCAAAGCAACCAAGGGACGAGGUGCCGGUGAAAAGAAGGCUACUAACGGGGCAAUCAAGACUGAAGAGGAAGCCAAGAUCCCCGUUACUCCUCGCAAGAGAGGCCGCAAAGCCAAGGCUGGCGAUGCAACCACCGCCGCCACUGCCGAAGAGGCUGACGACGAAGCGGAGACGCCAUCUAAGAAGAAGCGCGCUACCCCUGCCAAGGGCACUCCUAGCAAAGCCGGCAAGCGCGCCUUGCCCAGCAACUUUGAUGAGGCUAGUGAGGAGGACAAGAUGCUUCUUCGCAUGAAAGACGAGGAGAACAAGCCCUGGAGCGAAAUCAAGUCUGCAUGGGAGAAGGCCACGGGCGAGACCGUGGGUGGCAGCACCUUGUCCAACAGAUACCAGCGUAUCAAAGCGAACUUUACCGUCUUCAGCCCUGAGGAUGAGGCAAAGCUGAUCCAAUGCAAGAAGGAUAUCGAGGAAAAGUUUGAGAAUGAAAAGUGGUGCCGUAUUGCGGAUGCCAUGGAGGUCGCUGGCGGGAAGCGGUACCCUGCAGCCGCCUUGCAGAAGAAGUUCAAGGAUCUUGGACGGAAGGUGGCUGCCAAGGAGGCCGACGGAAUGGCCGAGUAA
Messenger RNA from Trichophyton rubrum CBS 118892, 819 nucleotides. RefSeq lists its product as uncharacterized. The coding region runs from base 1 to 819 and encodes 272 amino acids. The transcript has 3 exons. The record is from RefSeq and is a predicted model, not a curated record. NCBI's taxonomy places the organism in Eukaryota, Fungi, Ascomycota, Eurotiomycetes, Onygenales, Arthrodermataceae.